GGAGCUUUUUGCAUCUGCGUGCUUGACUCCAUCAGAUAUUCCUGGUUGAUGCAGCACGCCUUCUAUUAGCCUUCUAGUGCGAAUCGAGCAGAUAUUGUAGAGGGCGAAAAUUCUCUCCGGGCUCAACCACAAAUUUCAUCUACCGGCAUCUAAGACUUGAGCUUGACUGCCGACGGCCUGAUCGACGAAUAGUCAGGCUUUGUUAUAUCCUUCUAAGGACUAUGCUCGACUUUGAGGAUGACGCGUCUAAGCGCGAAAAAUGCUACACCACCAUAGGCCAACUGCCUGCUUUCAUCGAUCCCAAGCAGCCACCUACGAAACGGUCCCCCUUCUCGGCCAUCCUUGGCCAUCCAUUCGUUCACACGGUUGAAGUCAUUCUGCCCAAGGACAUCCUGUCAUAUGUGCAACCCCAACUGCAGAAUUUGCGAUAUGCUAGAGUGUUCAUGUCGCUAUCUUCUUUGCUAGAGGGUGAUUUUUUCAAUACUUAUAUCAAAACCGGGAAUAUCCUCAUGAUAUCAGAGGGACGCUCAGGCUCAGACAGUGUCUUCACACUCAAAGAUGGCAUCUUGAAAUUGGAGUUGAGCAAGGAAAUCUUCGAAAGAACAGGGCUUACAGGGAAGCCUGUUCGCAGCGGAGGAAGAAAGCAUGCAAAAGAGAGGUUCAUCGUGGAGAUCAACCUUCGGCUUCCGUCCAUGCUUCACGGCAAGAAGGGCUUCGAGAGGAUCGUAUGGGCUUUCAAGAAUGUCUUGAACCAAUCAGUAGCUUGGCUAUUCUUCGACCUCACAACUAGCUUGAGUGGCGUUUCCGAAGGCGACCCCUCCCUAAAGGGAAACCAGCCCCAAAUCAUCAAUUGCCAGCCUAUUAUCACCGAGCACUCCAAUAUCCUUGUCCCCCCUCUCCCUGGAUCCGAAAUCACAGACGAGUCCCUUGAAGCAGCAGAACUAGAAGACCACUGCAACGAGCUCUCCGAGUGGCUUGCAAUGGUAUCCCUCGGAUCGCCCCGCGUAUCCGUCUAUGACGAUGUGGAUCCCUACCUAUGUCGUUACAGUGUACCCGAUUCGGAUAAUGCAAAGUCUACCAGUCUUGUCAGCUUGAAGUGGCAUGGACUUGUCCCGUCUCGUUGGAUUAUCGAAUUAUUGGUCGCGGUAUUGAAGGAAACUGCUCCCAAGUCUAUUGCCCCGUACGCUUGGUUCGCGCUUUCUGCGAGUGCGCUGGGAAGAGAAGCCGUGGAGGCACGCGAUGGGUACACGGUUAUGGUGCUUCCGACACAUGUGCCAAAUCAAGAUGCAUUUGGAGUGCAGGCAGAUAGUUUGUCCAGGAGUGUUAGUCGGCACUUUAUAUGUUGGGAGUACGUCGGUGCUUCGAUUCUAUGAACUGUCUUUAUGCUAGUAUACAUACCGUUGUCGAGUGGGCUCAGGAGUUACUAUUCUUCGAUACUAUACCCCAAAUCU
Aspergillus eucalypticola CBS 122712 is the source of this 1451-nucleotide messenger RNA. RefSeq names its product ribonuclease P protein subunit p40. Lineage: Eukaryota; Fungi; Ascomycota; Eurotiomycetes; Eurotiales; Aspergillaceae. The record is from RefSeq and is a predicted model, not a curated record. The transcript has 7 exons. Gene Ontology annotation, molecular function: ribonuclease P activity; ribonuclease MRP activity. The coding region runs from base 222 to 1373 and encodes 383 amino acids. Gene Ontology annotation, cellular component: multimeric ribonuclease P complex; ribonuclease MRP complex. Gene Ontology annotation, biological process: tRNA 3'-end processing; endonucleolytic cleavage in ITS1 to separate SSU-rRNA from 5.8S rRNA and LSU-rRNA from tricistronic rRNA transcript (SSU-rRNA, 5.8S rRNA, LSU-rRNA); tRNA 5'-leader removal.